Messenger RNA from Schistocerca cancellata (South American locust), 2163 nucleotides. RefSeq names its product putative inorganic phosphate cotransporter. The transcript has 10 exons. The coding region runs from base 12 to 1604 and encodes 530 amino acids. The record is from RefSeq and is a predicted model, not a curated record. Gene Ontology annotation, biological process: transmembrane transport; monoatomic anion transport. NCBI's taxonomy places the organism in Eukaryota, Metazoa, Arthropoda, Insecta, Orthoptera, Acrididae. Gene Ontology annotation, molecular function: transmembrane transporter activity.
CGGAAGCUGACAUGGACGACGCCGCCGCCGCCGCCUCAGCACCACAGCCCGCCGCCGCCACCAGCGACCGCCGCCGUAGACCGAGACUGGCAGGUUGUGUGAGACAGCGAUAUGUGCUUGCUGUGAUGAGCUUCCUGGCCAUAGCCAAUGCCUAUACAAUGCGCAUAUGUCUUUCUGUUGCCAUAACAGAGAUGGUGCUUCCACACCAAACACCAAAAAGCUACAACAGUAAUAUCACAUACAGUAAUGCCACUGACAUUAGUGGUCAAGAUCCAGAUGACCUUCGAUGUCCUGGAGAUUAUCCAACACAUGAACCAAAACGAAUGGGUACAUUAGCUGAAUUUGAUUGGGAUGAAGAAACACAAGGCCUUAUAUUGAGUUCUUUCUUCUGGGGUUACAUUCUCACCCAUCUGCCUGGAGGGAUGCUGGCAGAAAAAUUUGGUGGCAAGUACUCACUUGGACUUGGCAUCUUGUGCACUGCUGUGUUCACACUGCUCACUCCUUUAGCAGCCAGAUAUGGUGGAGCCACAUGGCUCAUCAUUGUCAGAGCUGCUGAAGGAUUAGGAGAGGGGCCAACAUUUCCUGCAAUCAAUGCCUUGUUAGCGCAUUGGAUCCCAGCAAGUGAAAGAGGAACUUUGGGAUCAUUUGUCUUUUCUGGUUCAUUAAUAGGAACUGUAGUAGGAAAUUCAUUGAGUGGAUUGCUGCUGUAUUUGACACAAAGCUGGGAGAGUGUGUUCUAUGUCUUUGGUGGCAUUAGUGUGCUUUGGUUCAUUGCCUGGCAAUACCUCUGCUACAGUUCUCCAUCAUCUCAUCCUUUCAUUUCUGAAGAGGAAGCAAUAUUCCUGGACAAGGCAAUAGGUGGUCUUGAGAAAGAUAAGGAACGGCAUCCAACUCCAUGGAAAGAAAUGGCCAUGUCUGUCCCUCUCUGGGGUCUCAUUUGUGCACAAAUUGGACAUGACUGGGGAUUUUUUACAAUGAUUACGGACCUUCCAAAAUAUAUGAGCAGUGUCCUCAAAUUCAGUAUUGCUCAGAAUGGAUUCCUGUCAUCACUACCAUACAUAGCUAUGUGGCUUGUUUCAAUUGGUAGUGGACGAGUGGCAGACUGGAUUAUAACACAUGGAUAUCUUUCCACCACAAACACACGAAAGCUGUUCACUACUAUAGCUUCUGUAGGACCUGCAGUUGGUAUUAUAGCAGCAUCAUAUGCAAGCUGUGAUAGGGUAACUGUAGUAUCAUUGUUUACACUUGGUAUGGCAUUGAUGGGUACAUUUUAUGCUGGUAUGAAGGUGAACGGCUUGGACCUUAGUCCGAAUUAUGCUGGAUCUGUCAUGGCUCUAGUUAAUGGAAUUGGGGCAAUCACAGGUGUUAUUGUACCAUAUGUAGUUGGCUUAUUAACUCCAAAUAGCACUGUGUUGCAAUGGAGAAUGGUGUUCUGGAUAACUGUGGCUGUAUUAUUAGCAACAAAUCUGAUCUUUGCUCUGACAGCUUCAGGGGAAAUUCAGCCUUGGAAUGACCACUCAGAAGAAAAGAAACCAAAAGAAAAAGGUGACAACAGUAUAGGUCUGAAAAUUGUUACAACACAAACUGGUAAUCAGAUUUCAUGACAAUGAAGUAUAGUUAUUGGGUGCUUAUUGUGAUUUUCUGCACGAAGGAUGAAAUUAGCAAGGAGAUAAGGAAGAUAAAGGAAAUGAAGAUAUGCAGACAUCAUACAUAUGUAAAUACUUCAAACACUGCCAUCUGUAAAUAUUCAUUGUGUAUCAUAAUUUAAAAAAUAUUUAUUGUAAUAUAAAGGGCAAGAGAAAUUUUCUUGAGAUGUAUUCUGUACAGCUAAUAUUAUCAGUGUAGAAAAAGAGAGCAAGAAAGAGAGAGGGAAUCAGUAUUUAAAGUGAAGAACUGCAUGACUAAAAGAUGCAUGUGCUAUAUUUGCUCUCACCAUUAAUGUUUACUCUGCAGAAAAAGUCUAUUUUUUCCUAUUAAUAUCCUUUCAGUUGUACAUAUUGAAUAGUUAUUUCAACACUGCCAAAAUGUGUUAUUUGGAUUUUCUCCAGUUCUGUUCUGAAAACAAAUUAUUAUUUGACAGAUGAUGUAUGCAGUAAUAUUUCAAGAACAGAUAUUUCCAAGUAGUGUGUGAAUAAGAUACAUUAAAAUUAUUAUUGAAAAUAA